Messenger RNA from Setaria italica (foxtail millet), 1323 nucleotides. RefSeq names its product extensin-like. Lineage: Eukaryota; Viridiplantae; Streptophyta; Magnoliopsida; Poales; Poaceae. The record is from RefSeq and is a predicted model, not a curated record. The transcript has a single exon. The coding region runs from base 56 to 1051 and encodes 331 amino acids.
UCCACCUACGGUAGCACCGACUCCCGCUCCAACCCCUGCACCAACUCCAGCUCCAAUGUCAGCACCCACACGAUCACCACCAGCUCCAACUAAUCCACCCAUGCUAGCACCAGCUCCGACUCCGACUCGUGCACCGACACCAGCUCCGACGCCGGCACCGACUCCUGCUCCCACGCCCGUCCCGACCCCUUCUCCGACGCCAGCACCAACCCCUGCUCCGACACCGGCACCGACUCCUGCUCCCACGCCCGUCCCGACCCCUUCUCCGACGCCAGCACCAACCCCUGCUCCGACACCGGCACCGACUCCUGCUCCCACGCCCCUCCCGACCCCUUCUCCGACGCCAGCACCAACCCCUGCUCCGACACCGGCACCGACUCCUGCUUCAGCACCGGCACCGACUCCUGCUCCCACGCCCGUUCCAACUCCUGCUCCGACACCCGUCCCGACCCCUUCUCCAACGCCAGCACCAACCCCUGCUCCGGCACCGGCACUGACUCCUGCUCCCACACCCGUUCCGACUCCUGCUCCGACACCCGUCCCGACCCCUGCACCCACGCCGGCACCAACCCCUGCUCCGGCACCCACUCCGACUCCUGCUCCUGCUCCGACGCCGGUACCAACCCCUGCACCUACACCAGCAUCGAUAGUUGCUCCUACACAAGCACCAACCCUGACACCGACGCCCUCACCAAUACCUGCUCCGACUCCUACUCCAACGUCCACAUUGACCCCUACUCCGACACCAGCUCCAGCUCCUGCACCAACCCCUGCACCGGUGCCGCCACCUUCAACGCCCAGACCACCACCACCACCCCAAGCUGUGUGUCCUGCCGGCUUCAGUAACCUAGAAGCGUUUAACUCUGCCGUUCUACCCUAUGCUUUACGCCGCACUAUUCUGCUUUUGGUAUCUAAGCCGAGCAUUGCUCUCUUCCCGCCCACCAUCAAAACAACAUGCCUUUGCUAUUUCUCAACUAGCACCACGAUCGGCAUCAUAACCGUUCCCAGUGUCAGAGGCCCCAUCGAAUGCGUGCCUGCCCGAACUGCUUGAGCAUAUGCAUGCAACGCACUUGCAGCGCAAAUGUGCACAUGUUGCGAAGCCAUUUCCUCAUACUUAUUUCCUAUUGAUCAGGCCACCUACUAUAUCAUACUACUAUUUGAAUAAGUAGCGUGCAUGAAUGUGCGUCUGCAUGCCGAGAGACUGACUUGUGUGUUGAACCUGCGGUAAACAAAGAGUUGUUGUGUUGCUCGUGUAAUGAGUCAUAUGUAUUUGUAUGUGCAUGUGCUCAAAAUACAAAAUACUAUAUACAUAUUCUUGAAGCA